AACAACACUCACUCAAACACUUGAAACUAUUACUCUCUCAAACAAAACCAACUGAACUAAAACACAAGAAGAAGAAGAGUAAGAGGAAGAAGAAGAAUGAUACCAUGCCCGUACUAACCCACGCGCUUCUCUUCACUCUCUUCUUCUGUUCCUCCGCCGCGGCCGCCUCAUUUUCCGACGACGUUGAUCCCAACCUCCCAUUCCAAACCACACUCGUCCGCCCAUCCGACGCCGUUUCGCUAAUCGUUUUCAAAUCCAAAGCCGACCUCGACAACAAGCUCCUCUACCUUCUCAACGAGCGCUUCGACUACUGCCAAUGGCAAGGCGUCAAGUGCGCCCAAGGCCGAGUCGUCCGUCUCGUCCUCCAAGGCUUCGGCCUCCGCGGCGUCUUCACUCCCGACUCGCUCGGCCGCCUCGACCAGCUUCGUGUUCUCAGCUUGAAAAACAAUUCGAUUUCUGGUCCCGUACCUGAUCUCUCCGGUCUCACUAAUCUCAAAUCACUCUUCCUUGACCGGAACUCCUUUUCUGGCUCGUUUCCGCCGUCGAUUCUCACCUUGCAUCGUCUGCUCACUCUUGAUCUGUCGCGUAACAACUUCACUGGUCCGAUUCCGGUUGGUAUUGUUAAGCUCGACCGACUUAACUCGCUCCGCCUCGAGUGGAACCGCUUCAAUGGAACUCUACCGCCGCUGAAUCAGUCUUUGCUUCUCGUCUUCAAUGUUUCCGGGAAUAACCUCACCGGACCGAUUCCGUUAACUCCGGCGCUGUCGCGGUUCAAAGCGUCGUCGUUUUUGUGGAACGACGCGGGACUCUGCGGAGAGAUUCUCAACAAAGUGUGCAACUCACGAGCUCCUUUCUUCGAUUCGGCGAACGCGACGAGUCCGUCUGCGACUCAGCAACCGCUCGUGCAGAGCGCGGAGUCGUCAGUUGGCGGCGUUGUUCUGUCUCCGUCGUCCCCGGUGAAUCACAAGAAAACGGGCCUCAUUCUCGGGCUUUCGAUUGGGUCGGCCUUUGUAAUGGUGAUUGUAUUGGGCCUUUUCUCAUUCGCCAGGGCCCAUAAAUCAACAAUGGCGGCGUCGUCUUCUCCGUCCCCAGAACCAGGAGCUUCACAUAUUGAAACCCCUCAAGUUCGUGAAAUUACGAAUUUGCCCUCGAAAACGAAGACAAUCGAAGAAAUAAAGAGAGUUCACAAGAGUGGCAAUUUGGUCUUUAGUGCAGGGGAAGCUCAGCUCUAUAGCUUGGACCAAUUGAUGAGAGCUUCGGCUGAGUUACUGGGUAGGGGUACGAUCGGAACCACCUACAAAGCCGUACUCGAUAACCAGCUCAUUGUCACAGUGAAGCGUCUUGACGCCGUUAAAACGGCCGUUACUGGCAGUGAGGCCUUCGAACGGCAUAUGGACACCGUAGGUGGACUCCGUCAUCCCAAUUUGGUGCCCGUUAGGGCUUUUUUUCAGGCCAAAGGAGAAAGGCUCAUCAUCUUUGAUUACCAUCCCAAUGGAAGUCUCUUCAAUCUCAUUCAUGGUUCAAGAUCAACAAGGGCAAAGCCACUUCACUGGACAUCAUGCUUGAAGAUAGCAGAGGAUGUAGCUCAAGGCCUUGCUUACAUUCACCAAGUGUCUAGACUAAUCCAUGGCAACUUGAAAUCCUCCAAUGUCCUUCUAGGACCCGAUUUCGAGGCGUGUUUAACAGAUUACAGCCUCUCCAUCUUGGCAGAUUCAUCAGCCAAUGAUGAUCCCGAUUCAGCAGGCUACAAAGCCCCCGAAACCAGGAAAUCAAGCAGGCGAGCCACGUCCAAAUCAGACGUGUAUGCCUUUGGAAUACUGUUGUUGGAGCUGUUGACGGGUAAGCACCCGUCGCAGCAUCCGUUCCUGUUGCCUACGGACGUGCAGGACUGGGUGAGAGCCAUGAGGGACGACGAUGUUGGCGAAGAUGGUCAGCUGGGAAUGCUCACCGAAGUUGCUUGUAUUUGUAGUUUGACAUCUCCAGAACAGAGGCCAGCAAUGUGGCAAGUUUUGAAGAUGAUACAAGAGAUUAAAGACAGUGUUUCGAGUCUGACUGAUCAAAAUGCUUAUGCUGGAUAUUCUUAAUGAUUUCAAUACUGGUUUGGGGUUCAAAAUUAAGAACAUUAUUAUUAUUAUGAAAGGUGGUUUCAAUUGUAUAUCAGGGUAGGUGUGAAAAGCAAAGAAAGAAAGAAAAGAGAACACUUUCUUUUUAUUGACCAAGUUUGAGCAACUUGUUUAUGGCCAAGCAAAGCCUGAGGAGUUCUUUUUUGGGGGGGUUGGUUGAUUCAUUCUAUUAACACAAGCAAUAUUAUCUUUCUUUUUUUUUAGUUUGCUUUGUAAUUUGGAAUUUGGAUUGGUUAGGUUGGUAGGGAGUGUUAUAAAUUUGUGUCAUUUUUGAUUAAAAAAGAACAAGGUUUGAGA
This is a messenger RNA of Humulus lupulus (European hop), 2420 nucleotides long. Its product is annotated as probable inactive receptor kinase At5g67200. The transcript has 2 exons. The record is from RefSeq and is a predicted model, not a curated record. Gene Ontology annotation, molecular function: protein kinase activity; protein binding; ATP binding. Gene Ontology annotation, biological process: protein phosphorylation. NCBI's taxonomy places the organism in Eukaryota, Viridiplantae, Streptophyta, Magnoliopsida, Rosales, Cannabaceae. The coding region runs from base 105 to 2084 and encodes 659 amino acids.